ACGUUAUGCACUGGCAAUUCACUUGAUCUUUGAUAUUUAUUUAAUUAUAUUUCAAUUUGUGAGAUGAUUUUUUAGAAAGACUAUUAACAAAGCAGGGGCUGCAUUCUCGGUACUGCUACUAUAUAUAUUAGUAACAUUCAGCGGUCAUUGAUUUCUUCCUUACUACUAACACGUUGGAGUGAGUGUCUGUCCAUAGAUACGAAUCUGAAGGAAGAAGAAGAAGAACGUGAGAAAGUCAACAUGGAGAACGAGGCAAAGAAGUUUUUGGAGCUGAGCGAGCAAGAGUCGGAGACUGUGUCGGGACUGGCCUUACCAGAAUUCCGGCUCGGUGAGGCAACCAUCUAUGAUCAUUUGGCUCUAAGAGGCAUCCGAGUCGACCGAGUCGAACCAGGGCUGGUUGUGUGUACUUUCAAGGUCCCUCUACGACUCCUUGAUAGAGAUGGAAAUUUUGCAAGUGGUGCAAUUGCAAACCUGGUUGAUGUAGUUGGUAGUUGCGUGGUUUAUGUUUCCGGUGCACCUAUGAAUGUCACGAUGGAGGUGUCCAUAUCGUAUUUGUCUACGGCAAAGCUUGAUGAUGAGUUAGAGAUAACUUCAAGGUUGUUAGGAGUUAGGACAAAAAGGAGGUUACUCUGGAAUAAUAGUUCUUCUAAGAAACAAGGUAACCGGAAGGAUUAUUUCAGAGGGUCGACAUUCCUUGUUUCGUUCUCAUACACAUGGCUGAAUAGAUGUUAUGGAGACAUCGAUUAUUUUUUUUCUUUUUCUUUCUUUGACAUGGUUUCUAGUGGUGGCGCCUAA
Rosa chinensis is the source of this 795-nucleotide messenger RNA. RefSeq lists its product as uncharacterized. Gene Ontology annotation, molecular function: fatty acyl-CoA hydrolase activity. The coding region runs from base 241 to 795 and encodes 184 amino acids. Lineage: Eukaryota; Viridiplantae; Streptophyta; Magnoliopsida; Rosales; Rosaceae. The transcript has 3 exons. The record is from RefSeq and is a predicted model, not a curated record.